UAAUACGUCAAAUUGGUUAAAUAGUCGUAAUUUAAUUUCAAAGUUUCAGAUUUCUGUGAUUGGUUUUUGGUACCUACCUAGAUUUUUUAAGGAAAUUAAAUUACAUAAAAUUAUUGCAAAGGCGAAGUCGUGCAGUGUAACAGAAAAAGGCAAAACAAUCAAGUAUUACGUAACAAUUGGUUUGGGACAAAAUGUUCAAUUUGGGCUUUAUUGGUGGAGGAAAUAUGUCUACAGCAAUAGCCAAAGGAAUUUUGAAUGAUAAUGCCCACCCAGCAUCAAACAUAUGGGUGUCUGGACCGCGAUUAAACAACUUGAAGCAUUGGAGUGAAUUUGGGGCCCACACCACAACGAAAAAUGGUGAAAUUUUGGCAAAUUGUGAUGUCGUGUUUCUGGGUGUCAAGCCAGGCCUCUUAAACACCGCUGUUGAGGAGUGCAUCAGUUAUUUACAUGGUGCGACAACGAAACCAGUGCUCUUCAUAUCUAUGCUUGCCGGAGUUACUCUUGAUCAGCUACAUAAGGCUUUGCAAUCCCUGAAUGUGAAUGUCAUCCGUAUCAUGCCGAAUACACCAAUGAUGGUGGGAGCUGGUGCUUGCUUAUACACCCCCGAUACAUCUGUUACUGAAGAACAGUGCCUUUUACUUGAAAAGCUGCUGAAGGGGUGCGGGUUGUGUGAAAAGGUUCCAGAGAAUUUGCUAGACUCUCUUGGCAGUUUGACUGCUUGUGGCCCUGCUUUUAUGUACAUAGUUAUAGAAGCACUGGCUGACGGGGCAGUGAAGCAAGGCGUGCCCCGCGAGACGGCCACGCGGCUGGCGGCGCAGACGGCGGCGGGCGGCGGCCGCAUGGUGCUCGGCGCCGGCAGGCAUCCCGCCGUGCUCAAGGACGAGGUCUGCUCGCCGGGGGGGUCUACCAUUUGUGGAGUUGCUGUCUUGGAACGUGGAAAGAUAAGAGCAACAUUGAUAGAUGCGAUUGAAGCUUCGACACUGAGGAAUAAAGAAUUAGGAAAGAAGUAAUGAGAAACGACACAGAUUUCAACUAAUGCAAAUGUAAUUAGCACAAUUACGUAUCUUAAUAAUUUAUUUUAUGUGUCUAUGCCCAUAUUUUGUCUUGUUGUGAUGAGAUCACUAUACAUGUAUAGUAAGGACGUAAUUAACGGUAUCAGUAUUCAAGGCAAAAUGAACUAUCAAGAACUAUAUACUUUAAAGUUUACACAAGAUUGAACUCGAUGCCUGUUAAGAGAGGGCUCUCGGCUUACUAGCGCAACCUUCUUUCUCAGAUUUCUUCUAAUUCUCUAAUCUAAAAAAAUAUCACUAGAGAUUAUAAUAGAUAGUAUUAUAGUUUUCCAUUAAACAACGUGUAGGCCCAAUUUAUACCAAUAUGUAGAAGGAUUUCGGUGGCCACCGUUUACACCAAUAAAUAAAAAAUAUUGAAAAAUGUGAUGGGGGCGUUAGAGUGCGGUCGUGUCGUUUGCCCAGUCUUAACCUGCCAUUUUACCACAAUUUCGGGAAACAAGUACUUAACAACAUUCUACUCUCUUUACUAGUAUUACUUACUAGCUGAUGCCCGUAACUUCGUUCGCAUGGCUGAACAAUAUUUGGUAGUCAAAAUUAUUAGAGAAAUUUAAUUGUACAGACAAGCCGUAACGAUACCUAUACAGAAGAAUGUUCAUACGAUUGAGAUAUAUAUUUCCUAUAGUUUAGCUGGACCAUUAUGACUCUUCUUCAGGUAUUCCAGACCAGGCUGAACAACUUUUAUUAAGGCGUUAUUUCUAUAUUUCUAAUAGUUUCGCUGGACCAUCAUGGGUCAUCAGGUGUUUUAGAUCUUAAUUUUUUUACAUCAAUAGAAAAUGCUCAUCAGACUGAACAACUUUUAUUAGGGCGUCAUUUCUAUAUUUCCUGUAGUUUAACUGUACCUCUGGGGUUGGGUCUGCAUAAGGUAUUCCAGAUAUUCGAUUUUUUUACCUCAAAAGAAAAUGCUCAUCAGGCUGAACAUGUUUUGUGAAGUCGUUAUUUCUAUAUUUCCUAUAAUUUAGCUGUACAAUCUAGCUUGGCUUUAGCUACAUCAGGUGUUCCAACUCUUCGAUUUUUAUAUAUCGACAGAACAUGCUCAUCAGGCUGAACAAAAGGCGUAAUUUCUAUAUUUCCUAUGGUUUAGCUGUACCAUCAUUGUUCUCCAUCAUGUGAUCCAGUUUUAAAAUCAUUUAUACCCUAUAUUUUGCCCAGGUUUAAUAGCUAUAUAUAAAAAAAAAGUUUCAUUCAAACCCAUCCAAUAGUUGCGAAGAUCAGACAAACAGACGGAGUUUUUUUAUUAUUAUUUCUCUGUUACUAUGACUCUAUCCCCUAAUUUUGUUUUCAUGUAAAAUAUUCAAUGUACAGGAAAUUUCUUUUUACUGUUUUAUUAUAUGUAUUGAUUAUUGUAUUUUAUUAUACGAUACUAAUACGAAUCUUUUGGUAUUCAGAAAAAGCUAUUUAUGCUUACAUUUUGAAAAUAAUAUUUGAAUCACAAAGUGAGACAACAUUUACUAUUAGAUAAAAUACCAAAAGAUCCGAAGAUACCUAUAUUUUUAUAUUUAACAAUUGUACCUAUGUUAAUUGAAUGUAUAAUCGGUUAAAUUAUUUACAAUUUAUUUUAUCAGUAUUUAAAGAUGAUGUAUUUUCUCUCUGUAUGAUAUGACACAGCAUAUUUAAUGACAAUUUUGUGUAGAAUCUCAGUUUUUGCUACCUUAUUAUUCGUGUAGCAUGUUGUUUUAGUUCAACUCACGUACUUAAAGUACAAUAUUAUGUUGGUAUUAUUAAGUUAUGUAAAUUGUUAUAUUUGAAAUAUGUUACUAGUCAGUUUACUUUGAGUAACAGUUUGAAGCUUUUAAAGACGGCGAAUGAGGGUUAUCGUUUUUACGCUCACGUGUUGGCGUCACUGGCGACAGAGGCCUUGUCACAUUGACUGACAUUUUAAAGAAGUUUCAUAAUUCAUAAGAAAUCUUUCAUAUUUGCCUUUGACAUGGACCCUAUUCUACACUAACAUCUAGCAGCAAAUUUAAUCACGUUAGCCCUUAUUGCCUACCGCUUAAUAAGAGUAGGUACAUAAGACUCCACAUUGUUGUGUCUGUACAUAUAUUUUUUUAAUACUUCUAAAAUCUGUACUUGUCUAUGUAAGUCUUACAGUUGCUAAAAACUGCAUUAAAAUGUUUACACAUUUUCAAAUUACGCUGAAAUAAAAGAUGGUGCGCUGCUUAUCAA
Messenger RNA from Plodia interpunctella (Indianmeal moth), 3233 nucleotides. It is a transcript of the gene P5cr, whose product is annotated as Pyrroline 5-carboyxlate reductase. Gene Ontology annotation, biological process: L-proline biosynthetic process. The transcript is spliced from 5 exons. The record is from RefSeq and is a predicted model, not a curated record. Gene Ontology annotation, molecular function: pyrroline-5-carboxylate reductase activity. Bases 192 to 1010 code for a protein of 272 amino acids. Lineage: Eukaryota; Metazoa; Arthropoda; Insecta; Lepidoptera; Pyralidae.